This is a messenger RNA of Centropristis striata (black sea bass), 5673 nucleotides long. RefSeq names its product Ras association and DIL domains 2a (gene radil2a). Gene Ontology annotation, cellular component: microtubule. NCBI's taxonomy places the organism in Eukaryota, Metazoa, Chordata, Actinopteri, Perciformes, Serranidae. The record is from RefSeq and is a predicted model, not a curated record. The transcript has 16 exons. Gene Ontology annotation, biological process: substrate adhesion-dependent cell spreading; signal transduction; neural crest cell migration. The coding region runs from base 483 to 3971 and encodes 1162 amino acids. Gene Ontology annotation, molecular function: GTPase binding.
AGUCCAGUCCAGACUAACUGAUUAACGGAUCUCACGGUUAUUAUCAUGGACCGGAGCCGUUUGUUGACUUGUUUUCACGCUGUUGCUACUCAUAAACGGAGAAACUGUGCGUGGAAAUGUCUCUUCUUCAUCUGCUGAAAAAUCACUCCAGUUUGGAUUUUAUCUCAAUUUCAAGAGUUUUUUGUUUUAGGGAAGUUUGAACCAACGGGCGCUCUCCUGAGUUCCUUCUGACGUGUGUGGGAAUGUAACGGUUGCGGGCUAACAUCUCAAAUAACUUUCACAACUCUCAUCUAAUGGAGACACUUUUGGAGUAUUUACACACCUUUUUGUGAUUUUUACGGGCUCUUUCUUGGAGGUGGAAGUGGACUAUGUAUGUGGAAAAAACGGCAAGUUUUCAUCACCUAUAGCUUGAGGCGAAGAAUGCUAUUUUCUGCUCAUUUCAACGGUAAUUUUGUUGUGUUUACGCUAGUUUAAUAACAACAAUGAUUUCUGAGGAGAGAAGCAGCCACGUAAAUAAACAAGCCCUAAACUUCCCAGUGGGUUUACUGAUCCGCUCUCCAAAGAAGCGACUGGCCAAACUGGGGAGGAAACCCAGCAAUGGAUCUGUCCAGUCCAACCACUCGGACACCACUGUCCACUCCACAGAGAGCGUCGGUGUCCGGCAGCCUGCCAAGAGCAAAAUCCGCCGCCACAACAACAGGCUUUCAACUGUUUUUAACCACAGCCCCAACAGUGGACGCCGUGGCAAGGCGCAGGGAAGCGGGAAUCUGGCUGGUGACCCCCAGGCUGCAGACGACCCAGCAGAGCUCUCCAGUCAGAUGUCUGUCCCCGGCAUCCUGAAGAUCUUUGGCAGCGACAUCUGUCAGGGGACGAAUUAUAAAAGCGUGCUGGCCACCACACAGUCCUGUGCAAAGGAACUGGUGAAGGAGGCCUUGGAGAGGUACUGUCUGGAGAAAGAAGACCCCAACGACUAUGUGCUCUGCGACGUGAUCGGCCAGACGGGUGCAGACAACCAGUGGAAGAGGGAAUGUUUCCGUGUGGUGGGAGACAACGAGAAGCCCCUCAUGCUGCAGUCACUUUGGAAACCCAAGGAGGGCUACUCAAGGCGUUUUGAAAUCCAGCUGAGAGCGAGCGUUGAAGAGCAAAGUUUAAAGGACAGAGACACAGUCACAGCAGGCAUCAAUGCUCAGGCUCGUAAGCUGCAGAAGAGCCGCUCCAGAGUGACCUCGCUGUUUGUGGACGGCAGCAGUGAGGAUGCGGAUGGACUCGGGAUCUGGAGGAGUCUGAGUGAGAUGGAUCUGACUGCGAUGGGGAAGGAGGCCAGCCGACAUGCCCAGAAGAGCGCGCUCAGAGAGGAUCCAGAGGCUGAGGCCGACAAGGAGGUGCUGAGACUCGGCAUGGAGAAGGAAGAGACUGAGAGCAGCGACGACAACACCACCCAGUACUCCAUUCACCCACCCUUUGACUUCCCAUACUUCCUCCUGCUGCAGGGCUACAGCCACAGACAGGAUUUUGUCAUUUACCUAAUGAGUGGGACUACCACCAUCUUCGGCUGCUGCAGGGAACACAGUAACGGAGAAGAUGAGGAGAGGUUAAAGGUCGACAUCCUCCUCUUUGCUCCUGAUGUGUUGCCUCAACACUGCUGCGUCAGACGCCUGGAAUCUAACAACUCAACCUCCACAGGGGAGCAGAGAAAAACACAGACAAUGCUGAAGCCCCUUCAUGGUGCUCCUGUGACCAGAAAUGGUUUCCUCCUUAAAGAGGAGGUGGAACUGAACCCGGGGGACUUGGUGGGCCUGGGGAAACACUACCUGUUCAUGUUUAAGGAUCCUACCAGCACGUCAGGAUCCCUCCAGACCCCUCCAUGGAUGACCACCCUCUGCCCGGACUCUGAUGCAAAGACAUCUUGUUUAUCAUGUGGCUCCUCCGUCGCUAUCAAAAGGCUCCAGAAGAAGCCGUUACCUCCUCGUUGGAGGGACCUGGAGGGCACAGAGGCUCUGGUUAUCUAUGAGCUGGAGCAGGAGGAGCAAGUCCUGCAGGAGAUUUUGGAUAUGAUGGACCCAAGUGGAAAUGAACCAAAGCUGACACCUGCCUUCCUUUUGAGCCUCUGCAUCCAGCACUCAGCCUCCACGUUCGAGCUGACGCACUUCAGACAGCUGCUGCUCCGGAUAGCUGGACAGAUCCAGCUCGUUAUGUGGGAGAAGACAAAGGAACUUGCAGCAAUCCAGCCUGAAACGAGCUCCAGUGACGGGCAGCCUGAGCAUCUUCAGCUGCUCAGCAUGGAGGAGCUGAUCCCAGGCCUGCAGCCUCUGGUGCUGUGGAUGGCAAACUCCAUUGAAUUGCUACACUUCAUCCAACAUGAAGUCCCUCAGCUGCUGCCCUGGAGGCAGGACCAGGAGGACGAAGGUCUGUUGGAUUCUGAGAUGUCCUCCACUCGGACAGCCUGUGAGGAAGCCAUGACAGUCCUGGAAGAAGUCAUCAUGUUCACUUUCCAGCAGUCGGUCUACUAUCUAACAAAGAGUAUGUAUUCAGCGCUGCCUGGUCUGCUGGAUGGGAACCCGUUCUCAGAGAGCGGUCAGCUGCGAGUGCCUGAUGGACUCAGCGGCAUCCUGGAGGUGCUGAAGGAGGCGCUGAAGCUUCUCACAGCCUUCCAGGUCCAUCCAGACAUCUCGUUACAACUCUGUGCCUACCUGUUCUUCUUCAUCAACGCAUCGCUGUUUAACGCCCUCAUGGAGAGAGGAUCUGUCACUGGGUUCUAUCAGUGGUCCCGAGGAGUUCAGAUCCGGGCCAACCUGGACCUGCUGAUGGACUGGAUCCAGAGCAUCGGUCUGGGCGAUCUGGGUAACGAGUUCUUCCAGAAGCUAUCUGCUGCUGUCAAUCUGCUGGCCACACCCAAAGAAACCCUCCUGCAGGCAUCCUGGGCUUCUCUCAGGACUGAGUUUGCUGCCCUGAACGCUGCUCAGCUUCACCACAUGUUGAGGGAGUACAACUCUGGUAAAGCCUGUCCUACUGGAUGGAGACCGUCACCGGAUGAUACAGAGGGCGCUGUCAGGACGGCCGACAUCCUGGAGAGCUUUGACAGCCACCCGCCGCUCAUCCUGCCCAGCACCACCUUUCACCUGGAGCUGGGUAAACCCGUUGUGGAGCCCUCUCUGUUCGAACAGCUCGGUCAUCUGCAGGAGUUCAUACGCCGACUCCCCUGCAGUGAAACCCAAGCCGAGCCUGAAGUAGAGGAACAGACUCUCAACGGGACGGCCACAGACAGCCCGUCUGGAACCUCACCCUACGUCAGAGUUUUCCAGGAUCCUGCCCAUCAGGUGGUCUCUGACCCGGUUACCUGCCCCUCUCCUGAGACACACCUGGACCGAACAGAGCCGGCUCAGGCCCGAGGAUCUCACAGUGACCUGAGCAGCUGUGAGGCAGUUUUGACCCAGAAGCUGAAGAGCCUGGAGCUGCAGAACACCCUCCCAGGACAGGCCGACAUGGGCUACCACAAGAGCCUGGCGCUGGACCCGUCCUGCUUGCUGACGCCACCCAACACCCCGCAGGGUAUGGAGCUCGCAGAGUUAGAGGCGGAUCUGCAGGAGGGCGCCCGCCAGCAAAAGAAAGCCGGUGGAUGUGCUGAGAGGAAGAUGGAGAAUGUAGAAAAAGAAGAAGAAGACAGAGAAGAAGUGUUCACGGUGGAGCUUCACAGAGGACCUCAUGGUCUCGGCCUGGCGCUCGUGGACGGGAUGAAAACUCCUCUGAGAAUGAACGGUAUUUAUGUGAAGUCUGUGGUUCCGGACUCUCCUGCUGCUCAGUGUCAGAAACUGAGAACGGGCGAUCGCAUCCUGGCUGUUAACGGCAUCAGCGUGGUCGGUAUGGAGUAUAAUGUUGGUCGAGAACUGAUCCGAUCAUCCGGGGACUCUCUCCGACUGCUGGUGGCCAAAAUUGACCCGAAGGGAAGCAACAAGAGCUCAGCUGCGACUUAAUGCUGAAAGAAGAGCUGUGUGUGGACGUUCAAGUGCAAUUGGGAAUACUUGGAGGACGUUUAGUUCAUCCUUCCUGCUGCAUCCAAAGUCAGUAUUUCUCACAGGAUGAAGGAAAAACACACUUCCUGCUUCUCAUUUCAGACUUGUUGUGAAGUAGAGCUGUUUUCUGUGCGUUGAGACAAUCAACCCAAAGCAGCAGGACUCGAGACUGAGGGCAUGGUCGAAUUUUCAGAAGCUCAUUUUGCUGUCACAGCUUCUCUGUGUCCUAUAAACAAACUCGGCUCCACAUUCAUAAACCAUGCGGGUUUGGCGGUGAGGAAAGUAGCUGCCUGUGGCAAAUUGUGAAACAUCUAUUUAGAUGUCUGAGAACACAGCAUUCUGUCUGCACAGAAUCGAGAUUCAUGUCUUGAAACAACUGGAAAUAUUCAUUUUUAAAUUAUGACUGUUUAUUUACACAACAAGAACUGCAUUUUACCCAUUUGUCAUUUUUUAAAGAGUCAUGCAAUCCCAUUUCUUUGCAAAAGUAAACGAUCUGUAGUUGGGUAUCAUAUUUGCACAAAUAUAUUUGCAGUUUUUGUUGCAUUUACACAAACUGGAGGAUCACAUGCUCCUCUUUAAAGCAGACAUGAUACUUUUUUUAUCAUAUGGUUUAAAUUACUUGUAGAGAUUAUUCUGCAUAGAGUCAUCACCUGAAUCUGCAGCUCUUCUCGGCUUCACUGAGCUUAUAGUGAGUUUCAGCUCAAUAUGCAUCUGUUCUGCCAACAACUUUACUGUUCUGGUUCGAUCUCACUGCUCGCAUAGUGAGAAAAGCUGUAAAAACCCACAGUACACUACCUGCUCAGCAGCAAACAGCAGACAGUCACAGUUAGAUACCAGUUGGUGAGCAUAGUGGAGCAUUUAGCAGCUAAAGACUAUUUCCCUCAGGAGGUGGUGAAGACCAAAAACAGAACUAAAAGAGACUGAAUAUUGCAACAAAAAAAAAAACUGCCAAUGAAUAAAAAUGCUCUCCUGGAACUGCAGGAUCUGUAAAUAAGCAAGUACAUGUUUUAACUCCUCAGCUCCAAAAACCAUGAAAGAAUCCUCUGGGGAAGAAAAAUCUCUCAUAGCAGUACACAGUUUAUCUGAGUUUUUGUGAAAAUGCUAAAGGAAAUGCACACUUCAAGAAUGGACAGUCUGUCAUAAUGUUCAUGUUCCUCUGCUUCAGUUGUUGGUAUGUUUUGGGAUCUUUUAUUGGAGUGACAUUCACACCUACACACAAAUAUGUAAAUAAGUUUAUAUUGAAAGAAAUUAAUAGUUCAACAUUUUGAGAAAUAAGGUUAGUCACUUUUUUUGGCCACAGAUGAGAAAUUUCUUAUCUAACUGUCGGCAAGAAAGUGAAUCAUCUUGAACUUUUCCUAUAAAGCCUUACUGUGGGAGGUUAGGACCCAGGUCAUCAUACAUCUCAGAGUUACUGUUGAUAUGAAAAACAUCAGCAGACGUGUUUAAAUAUGUUUUUAACACUGUAGAACGACAAACUGCUGCAGCCCUCAUCUGAAGUCUGUCCGUGUUUCAUCCCAAAUGUUUUAAGUAAAGUUCAACUAUAUUGACACACAGUAUUAUUCACAGUAUUUUGUAAUAUUUAUAUUGUGCCGUAUUUUUGAAACUAUGGAAUAAAUAUUAUUUUGACUUUGAAGAUCUUGAACUCCUGGAUUUUUUUUUGGUU